CACAUCCCUCAAAUAAAAAAUCUAACAACAGUCGUCAAGUUUUGGUUUCGGUGGAGACGAACCAAACCAAACCAAACCAGAGAGAGAGAGAGAGAAUGGCAGCCGCAGCUCUCUCCGCAGCCCGACCCAGCCGCCUUAGCUCAGCCGCCGAUGUUCCUCUCCACCCGCUCCAUCUUCCCACAAAGCUCAAUUCGCUUUUCUUUCCUUCCGGCAAGACUCAUCACCCGGCCGCGAUUCUCCUGCCUACGCGGCGGCGGCGGCGAUGCGCGGCGCCUCCUAGAGCCAGUUCUCGCGCUGACGAUUCUCCGCCUUUCGACAUGUCUGUGGAGACGGCUCUCAAGGUACUCGGCGUCUCUGAAGGAGCUUCCUUCGACGAAAUACUUCGCGCCAAGAAGUCCAUCCUUGCUUCCCGUAAGGACGACCCCAACGCCAUCUCCCAGGCGGAGGCUGCAUAUGACAUGCUGCUGAUGCAGAGCCUAAACCAACGCCGAGCAGGCAAAGUUGUGAGCAACAACAUUCGCUACGCCGACGUUAAAUCCACUAACCCUCUGGGAACAGGCAGGGUGUCUCAAUGGCUAAAGAAUCCACCUGUCUCUGUUGAUAUGCCAUCCACUAGCAAUCUUGGAAUACAAGCCGGAGUCUAUGGAGCAAUGAUGGCCUUGACUUACGUUAACGGGAGCUCCAUAGAGUCUUCCGGGGUGCCUUAUGCCGCUGCUGAUGUGCCCGGUCUGAUAUUGGCCACCAGCUUUGGAGCUUCCCUGUACUUCAUGACCAAAAGGAACGUCAAGCUAGGGAAAGCAGCUGCAAUCACGGCAGGAGGACUAGUGGUAGGUGCAGUGGUGGGGUCGACCGUAGAGAGCUGGCUCCACGUUGAUGUGGUCCCGUUUCUGGGUCUCCACUCCCCGGCCGCCGUCGUCAGUGAAUUCAUAGUCUUCUCUCAGUUCUUGGUCUCUCUCUGCUUACGGUAAAACUUUAGACUUUGGCUUUAGCUCAAACCUGUGACAUUGGUAUAUGUACGUCUUCCCCUCUCCGUUUAUAUGCAUUUUGUACAGAACACACCCCACAAAGUCCUUUGAUCGAUUCCUUUGGUUAUCUCUCAA
Eutrema salsugineum is the source of this 1100-nucleotide messenger RNA. RefSeq names its product protein CHAPERONE-LIKE PROTEIN OF POR1, chloroplastic. The coding region runs from base 96 to 968 and encodes 290 amino acids. The transcript is spliced from 3 exons. NCBI's taxonomy places the organism in Eukaryota, Viridiplantae, Streptophyta, Magnoliopsida, Brassicales, Brassicaceae. Gene Ontology annotation, cellular component: chloroplast membrane. The record is from RefSeq and is a predicted model, not a curated record.